Botrytis fragariae is the source of this 168-nucleotide messenger RNA. RefSeq lists its product as uncharacterized. NCBI's taxonomy places the organism in Eukaryota, Fungi, Ascomycota, Leotiomycetes, Helotiales, Sclerotiniaceae. The transcript is spliced from 2 exons. The record is from RefSeq and is a predicted model, not a curated record. Bases 1 to 168 code for a protein of 55 amino acids.
AUGGCCUCCUGGCAGAGACGAUGCGAGCCCAUGAGAGAAGGCAGAGCACCACAACCAUUCAUGCAAGAAGGGGUAAUUACAAUCCUAGCAAUUUUGGAGAUCUUGUUCAGACCUGACGGUAUUGGUACUCAAGCCGGUAGUUCAGGUGCAAGAGAGGGAAAAUCAUGA